AUUUGACGUUGUGGAGAUUUCUCAGCCGCUUGGAGGUGUCGGCGCCAAGCAGCCGAAGCAUCGGUUCUGCGCCGAAAUUGCCUUCUUCGUCACCUGAGAAGCCUGAGAUGGCCUUCAACCGACAUUGCUUGACGGCGACGGUAGGCUCCGCCAGAUCUCCUUGGCAAAGCAGGAAAGCAGUACUGUACUGUGAACGCGCUGUUGCCUCCGAAAUCGUAGCAUCAUCAUGUAAUCCAGCCUGGCUGGGCCUUUUGAAAAUUCACGCAAGUGGCCAAAACGAAUCCACCUCAUAAGCAGCACGAAGACCGAUUUUCUUGAAGGAACAUACACAACAUCAGGGAUUUUCAGGUGAACUCGACAAGACGCCAGAGACGGCGAAAGCAUACAUAACACCGAGACAAUAUCCAUCACAAAUGCGGUCGUCAACGUUCUUUACCACAGGUGUCCGAAGGGCACUUAGGCCUAGUUUCAGAUUAUCUUUGGAACUUCAGUCACGGCGCUCACGGCACGCGAGAGCCACGGAAUAUCUACAGUGUCAUGAUCCAGAUCUGACGGAAUCGCAACGUACAGUUCGGGAGUCCAUCGCAAAGAUAUGCGAAAACUUUCCCGAUGAGUACUGGGCUAAGCAAGAGACAUCGAAGAAGUUCCCGACAGAGCUCUACGAUACCCUCGCAAAAGAUGGCUGGCUGGGUAUCUGUAUGCCUGAACAGUACGGUGGAUCGGGAUUGGGUAUUGCAGAGGCUGCCGUCAUGAUGCAAACCAUCUCGGAAUCUGGCGGCGGAAUGACGGCAGCAUCGUCAAUUCACAUGAAUAUCUUCGGCCUGGAGCCAGUAGCAAAAUUCGGCUCAGACGAACAGAAAGAACGCUGGCUCGUUCCUCUCAUUGCUGGCAAGGAGAGAGCUUGUUUUGGUGUGACUGAGCCAAAUACUGGUUUGGACACUUUAAAGCUCCAGUCAUCUGCCACGAAAGAUGGGGAUGAGUACGUCUUGUCUGGGUCCAAGAUCUGGAUAUCGACAGCCCAGAAUGCACAGAAGAUCCUUAUCCUAGCUCGAACGACGCCGCUCGAUCAAGUGAAAAAGCCCUCUCAGGGCUUGUCACUAUUCUACACCGACUUGACGGAUGCCGUGGAGAUUACGGAAAUUCCUAAGAUGGGACGAGCUGCUGUCGAUACUAACACAUUGUUCUUCGAUGGCUGGAGAGUACCGGCCAGAGAUUUAGUCGGCAAGGAGAAUGAAGGCUUCAAAAUGAUCAUGCACGGUAUGAACGCUGAACGAAUUCUCAUCGGUGCCGAGGCUCUGGGCCUGGGCUACGCAGCCCUCAGAAGAGCCGCCGUCUAUGCAAACGACCGAGUAGUCUUUGGCAGACCGAUCGGAAAGAAUCAAGCAAUUCAGCACCCACUUGCUGACAGCUGGAUGAAACUCGAGUCUGCCAGACUUAUGCUAUAUCACGCGGCCAAGAUGUACGAUCAAGGAUAUGAAGCCGGAGAGUAUGCCAAUGCCGGAAAGUACUUGGCUGCCGAGGCUGCAUUCGAGGCAUGCGAGCGAGCUGUCAUGACCCAUGGAGGUAUGGGCUACGCCAAAGAAUACCACGUCGAACGGUAUCUGCGCGAGGUCUUCAUCCCUCGCAUCGCGCCUGUUAGUCGAGAAAUGAUUUGUAACUACAUAGGUGAGAGGGUGUUGGGCCUGCCAAAGUCCUACUAGACAUGGCCGAUGAUACCAAUAUAAUUAGCGAGUUAUCCAACAUUGUCAACCAAUCCUCUGCUGUUGUGAGGAACAUGCCGAUCUCAUGGAACACAUCUUGACGCAUUUGAGACCUCCCGUAAGGACAGAGUCUGAGGCAGUGGAAGUGGUUGGACCGUGCUAGGCUGUGCAAUAAUUCUCCAUGACAGCCUCUCCAAGUGUCUGCUCCGUACCCCGUGUCAUCGACCAGUAAAGCAGGCUUCCGCUAAUAAGGUAGUAUAAACGUUGAUGGCG
Exophiala viscosa is the source of this 1973-nucleotide messenger RNA. Its product is annotated as acyl-CoA dehydrogenase/oxidase. Gene Ontology annotation, molecular function: acyl-CoA dehydrogenase activity; flavin adenine dinucleotide binding. NCBI's taxonomy places the organism in Eukaryota, Fungi, Ascomycota, Eurotiomycetes, Chaetothyriales, Herpotrichiellaceae. The transcript has 3 exons. The record is from RefSeq and is a predicted model, not a curated record. The coding region runs from base 414 to 1700 and encodes 428 amino acids.